Molecule: messenger RNA, 993 nt
Organism: Grus americana (Whooping crane)
Lineage: Eukaryota; Metazoa; Chordata; Aves; Gruiformes; Gruidae
Gene: TM4SF1
Product: transmembrane 4 L six family member 1
Exons: 5
Coding region: 1-612 (203 amino acids)
Cellular component (GO): membrane
Source: RefSeq, a predicted model, not a curated record
AUGUGUUUUGGAAGGUGUGCUAGAUGUAUUGGUUAUAAGUUGCUCAUCCUUGCCUUGCUCAGCAUCGUGGCCAACAUUUUACUUUAUUUUCCGAAUGGUGAAACAAGAUUUGCUUCAGAGCAUCAUCUCGGCAAAUAUGUGGAGUGCCUUCAUGGCAUUCUAGGUGGAGGCCUUUUGGUACUCAUUCCAGCUGCAGUGUUCAUUGGGCUUCACAAUGAUGACUGCUGUGGGUGCUUUGGCCAUGAGGACUGUGGGAAAAGCUGUGCGAUGCUGUCCUCGGUUCUGGCAGCCUUUGUUGGGAUCCUUGGCUCUGGAUACUGUAUAAUCAUUUCAGCAUUGGGCUUGUCUCACGGACCAUACUGUUUUACUCACCUAGAAAGAAACUGGAUCUAUCCUUUCACUGAAUCCUCUGGAGGGUACUUGUUUGAGUAUAACAAGUGGUCUCAAUGUCAAGAACCUCAAAACAUCGUGCAGUGGAACACCACCCUCUUUUCCAUCCUCCUUGUCUUGGGAGGAAUAGAGUUCAUUCUGUGCUUCAUACAGAUAAUCAAUGGCAUUCUUGGAGGACUAUGUGGGUUGUGCUGCAGUCAUGAGGAGACAUACGCCUGCUAGAAACCUGACAACGCAUUGACGUCGGUACACGUGUAUGGUGUAUUGAGUAUUCUGUGUUUGGUUUGUUGGGUUUUUUUUCAAUGUUCCACGCAUACUAAAAAGGCACAUUGUUGUCAAACUGUGCUGUUAUCAAUUUAACUGACUUGGGGCCAGCCUUUGUUGUUGGAGUCAUAUGCAGGUUUUUGACUAACCUGCCUGAUCUAAAGGCAAAAUGUAUCCUGAAUUUCUUUGGUUUGAUUCAUCUUAGAACGGGCAACUGCCUGAACACUUCACUAAAGAUAAUUUUUUUUUCUUUCUAUUGACACAACAGCUCUGUACUUCAUGCUGCUUUCCCUGUAAAGUUGCACUUUCAUUCUGAUGUUGGAAUGAACACAAAUCCAA